This is a messenger RNA of Sinocyclocheilus grahami, 1126 nucleotides long. Its product is annotated as coiled-coil domain-containing protein 85C-A-like. Gene Ontology annotation, cellular component: apical junction complex. NCBI's taxonomy places the organism in Eukaryota, Metazoa, Chordata, Actinopteri, Cypriniformes, Cyprinidae. Bases 1 to 657 code for a protein of 218 amino acids. The record is from RefSeq and is a predicted model, not a curated record. The transcript is spliced from 7 exons.
AUGUUUGAGUUACGAGACGUGUCUGACAUCCUGAGCAGAUCUAAAAGCACGGGCAGUGCUGGAAGCCCUGAUCACCACCACAGCCAUAUUCACAAGCCUUCAGAGGGAAAGAUCAUGUCUAUCAGGAGGUCUAUGGAUGAUCUAUCAACCAACCAUAUUCUCAGAAGCAUACCAAAUGGGCUCAACGAUUCAUCUUCAAACUACAUCCGCCAACUUGAGACUAAAGUCCGGAUUUUAGAGGAUGACAACAAGCAAUUGUUAUCCCAGCAGGGGAACAUGGGAGAUCUUAAGACACUUCAGAAAGGGCUGCCCCUGUAUCACUCAGAGUCCCAGCUCUCCUCACUAUCCCAGUUUCAGGACACCUUACAGAAUGGGUCUACGCGGAUGCCAGGAGGUGAUCUGCUGCCCCCCGUCACCGGAUACCUGCCAGCAGCACAGAAACCAGAAGCUGUUGUACAUGCCAUGAAAGUAUUAGAAGUCCACGAGAACCUAGACAGGAAGCUUCCAGAGGACUACGAGGAGGAUCUCAGUGAGAAAGAGAAAGCCAUUGUCAGAGAGAUGUGUAAUGUUGUGUGGCGUAAGCUCGGUGAUGCGACAGGAUCCAAACCCUCCAUCCGCCAACAUCUCUCUGGGAACCAGUUCAAAGGCCCUUUGUAGCUCCUAUGUCAAUGACCAGCAGGGCCUUGAACAAACAAACAAAUCUGUGAAUAUGAUGGGAGGAACAGACAGACUCAGAACUGGGCAACUUUGUAAAACGACACAAAGAACUUCGCUUCUACUGCCAGCUUCUUUCAGCCCAUGGCAUUCAGUUGAGACAUUUCAAACCUUUUACCUACAACGCCAGGUGGUAGUUUAAUAUAUAAUGGACUCGCAGUUAGCACAAGCUAAACCAUAGCUCUAUUUAUGUGCACACCAUCCAAGUAUUCAUACAAGGCAGCUUAAUGGAUUCAUUUGUCAUUCCAGAUAGAGAAUUAAAGCACACAGCUCUUACGCAGAUAAAUACCCCACGAAGAUACUCCUACAAGAUCCUUUCCACUCCUAAAAGCUUUUUGAUUUUGGCAUAAGACCACUCCACAGACCUUUUACACUACCAUUCAAAAUUUUGGAUUGUAAGAUGUUUUUGAAA